Messenger RNA from Salvelinus namaycush (lake trout), 2871 nucleotides. Its product is annotated as A disintegrin and metalloproteinase with thrombospondin motifs 15-like. Lineage: Eukaryota; Metazoa; Chordata; Actinopteri; Salmoniformes; Salmonidae. Gene Ontology annotation, cellular component: extracellular matrix. Gene Ontology annotation, molecular function: metalloendopeptidase activity. The coding region runs from base 1 to 2871 and encodes 956 amino acids. Gene Ontology annotation, biological process: proteolysis; extracellular matrix organization. The record is from RefSeq and is a predicted model, not a curated record. The transcript has 8 exons.
AUGACUACGUUUAUUGGCUCUCUGUUUAUUUUUAUGGAUGUCCUAUUAUAUGCAAAAUUGAACUAUUGCAUCGAAAUAGAUUUGUGCGUACCUGUUCGAUUAGACCAUAAACAUUUAGAAAGACAUACCAUUCGACAGACGGAGGAGAGAAAGAAUGACCAACUAGUUGUUUUUAAAAUAACGGCUUUCAGUCAAGAAUUUUAUCUCAACCUUUUACCGGAUUCUACAUUUAUUGCGCCCAACAUCCCUCCUCACAGCGGCUCCUUAGCAUCAACUUCCUCUGCAACCACAGACCUGAGCCACUGCUUCUACUCUGGCGAUGUCAAUGCAGACCAGGAAUCGUAUGCUGCGCUGAGCCUCUGCAAAGGCUUACAAGGCGUCUUUUCUUACCAGGGCAUGGAAUAUUUCAUCAAUCAGCUUCCGAACGAGAGGGCAGGAAGUGUACAUACAGUGAAUACUGAGAGAAGAACCCACGUCAUACGCCGCCGGGGACGCGACAGGGACUCCAGCGGCAAUUCCACCACGAACAGGUGUGGAGUAGGACCUGGUUUGACCCAAAGCAUUUCAGGGUCUUUUGAGAAAUAUAAACACAUGAAAGGACUGGAAAUGGACAGCCUGACUGAAACUGUAUUGAAGAGCUUGGGUAGAUCAAAAAGGUUUGCCUCCAUCCCUAGGUUUGUGGAGGUUCUUGUCGUGGCUGAUGAGUCUAUGGCCAAAUUUCACGGGGAUGACUUGAAACAUUACCUGUUGACCCUGAUGUCUGUUGCUGCGAAGCUGUACAAGCACCCCAGCAUCAUGAACUCCAUAAACAUAGUGGUGGUGGGCUUCAUGGUGAUCAACGAAGCAGAGAAAGGACCCAAGGUUUCCACCAAUGCUGCCCUCACUCUGCGCAGUUUCUGUUCUUGGCAGAAACAUUUAAACAAAUACAAUGACAAGCACCCUGAAUAUUGGGACACUGCAAUCCUAUUCACCAAACAGGACUUGUGUGGAGCCACAACCUGUGACACCUUAGGCAUGGCAGAUGUGGGCACUAUGUGUGAUCCCAAGAGAAGCUGCUCUGUCAUCGAGGAUGACGGUCUCCCUUCGGCCUUCACCACUGCUCAUGAACUGGGCCAUGUCUUCAACAUGCCCCAUGACAAUGUGAACGCCUGCAAGGAGGUGUUUGGGAAGCUCAAGGACAACCACAUGAUGUCCCCCACGCUGAUCCAGAUCGACCGUGCCAACCCCUGGUCUGUGUGCAGCGCAGCCAUCAUUACAGACUUCCUGGACAGAGGCCACGGGGACUGUCUUCUGGAUCAGCCCCAAAAGCUGCUGGCUCUGCCUGAGAGCCUCCCAGGCACCAACUACAGCCUCCACCGCCAGUGUGAGCUGGCCUUCGGUACAGGCUCCAAGCCCUGUCCCUACAUGCAGCACUGCUCCAAGCUGUGGUGCACGGGCAAGGCCAGAGGCCAGCUGGUCUGCCAGACACGUCAUUUCCCCUGGGCCGAUGGCACCAGCUGUGGCAACAGUAAGCUCUGCUUCCGAGGGGUGUGCACCGACAAGAACAACACCAAUAAGACCAAGGUGGACGGUGGAUGGGGGACGUGGGGUGUGUAUGGGUCGUGUUCCAGAACCUGUGGGGGAGGAGUUCAGCUGGCCAAAAGAGACUGUAACAACCCAGUUCCAGAAUAUGGGGGGAAAUACUGCCAAGGACUCCGUGUGAAGCAUCGCUCCUGCAAUUUGGACGCCUGCCCAGAAUCAGGCAAAAGCUUCCGCGAGGAGCAGUGCGAGGCGUUCAACGGAUUCAGCCUCAACACCAACAGGCUCUCAGCGUCUGUGGUGUGGGUCCCGAAAUAUUCUGGCGUGUCACCCAAGGACAAGUGCAAGCUCAUCUGCAGAGCCAAUGGAACAGGCUACUUCUAUGUCCUUGCUCCAAAGGUUGUUGAUGGAACACCCUGUUCUCCCGACACCUCUGCAGUGUGUGUCCAAGGGAAAUGUAUCAAGGCGGGCUGCGACGGCAAGCUCAGCUCCAAUAAGAGGUAUGACAAGUGUGGUGUGUGUGGAGGGGACAACCAAAGCUGCAAGAAAGUGUCCGGAUUGUUCACCAAACCCAUGCAUGGCUACAACUUUGUGGUGAUGUUGCCUGUGGGAGCGUCCAACAUCGACAUCCGGCAGCGUGGCUACAGAGGCUUGGUUAACGACGACAACUACCUAGCGGUGAAGAACCGACAUGGCAAAUACCUUCUGAACGGGAACUACGUGGUGUCAGCGGUGGAGCGGGACAUCAUUGUGAAGGGCAGCCUGCUGCGCUACAGUGGCACCACUAGUGCUGUGGAGAUCCUCCAGGCCACCAGGCCUCUCCAGGAAGCCCUGACUGUGGAGGUCCUCUCAGUGGGGAAGAUGACCCCUCCCCGGAUCCGCUAUUCAUUCUACCUGGCCCGGGAGCACCACAAGGAGGAGAACAUCCUGAAGAAAAUGGAGAGGAGCCACUCGCAGAACAGCGUCCUGAUGGACCGCAACAAGGUGAAGCUGAAGGAGUCGUCGCACAAGUCCAUGCCCCCAAACAUGUGGUCGACGGGGGCAUGGGAAGAGUGCACCGUGACCUGUGGGAACGGGCUCCAGAGUAGACGGGUUCAGUGUACGGACCCAGAGGGCAAAACAGCCACGGACUGUGACAGCUUACAGAGGCCGGCUGCCACCAGGGUAUGUGGGGACCCCUGUCCCAUCUGGGACAUAGGCCAGUGGUCUUUGUGCUCCAAGACAUGUGGGAGGGGCUUCAAGCGGCGGCCGCUGCGUUGCACCACUCAGACUGGCAUGCACCUACCCAGAGAGCACUGUUCUGGCAUGAAGAAGCCACAGGAACUAGAUUUCUGCACAGUGCAGCCGUGUUAG